Molecule: messenger RNA, 1568 nt
Organism: Octodon degus (degu)
Lineage: Eukaryota; Metazoa; Chordata; Mammalia; Rodentia; Octodontidae
Gene: Kdelr3
Product: KDEL endoplasmic reticulum protein retention receptor 3
Exons: 5
Coding region: 169-813 (214 amino acids)
Biological process (GO): endoplasmic reticulum to Golgi vesicle-mediated transport; protein retention in ER lumen
Cellular component (GO): cis-Golgi network; endoplasmic reticulum; membrane
Molecular function (GO): ER lumen protein retrieval receptor activity
Source: RefSeq, a predicted model, not a curated record
UGCCUGGCCACGUCACCGCCCGGCGGCCGGGAUCGCGAGGAACCGGUAGGCGCGGGCCGAGCCUGGGGCGCUGCGAGGCGGUGACCGGGGACGUGGCAGCCGCCCCGCGCGCCGGAAAGUUUGCUGGGAGUUCGCUGCUGGGUGCGCGCAGGACCAGUGGGCUGGGCCAUGAACGUGUUCCGAAUCCUCGGCGACCUGAGCCACCUCCUGGCCAUGAUCUUGCUCCUGGGGAAGAUCUGGAAGUCCAAGAGCUGCAAGGGCAUCUCUGGGAAGAGCCAGCUCCUUUUUGCCCUUGUCUUCACCACCAGGUACCUGGACCUCUUUACCAACUUCAUUUCCAUCUACAACACAAUAAUGAAGGUGGUUUUUCUUCUCUGUGCCUAUGUCACAGUGUACAUGAUCUAUGGGAAAUUCCGUAAAACAUUUGACAUUGAGAAUGACACAUUCUACCUGCAGUUUCUUCUGGUUCCUGUCAUCGGCCUUUCCUUCCUGGAGAAUUAUAGUUUCACACCCCUGGAGAUCCUCUGGACCUUCUCCAUCUACCUGGAGUCAGUGGCCAUCUUGCCCCAGCUCUUCAUGAUCAGCAAGACUGGAGAGGCCGAGACCAUCACCACACACUACCUGUUCUUCCUGGGGCUGUACCGCGUACUCUACCUGGCCAACUGGAUCAGGCGCUACCAGACUGAGAACUUCUAUGACCAGAUCGCAGUGGUGUCUGGGGUAGUGCAAACUAUCUUCUACUGCGACUUCUUCUACUUGUACGUGACCAAAGUUCUUAAAGGAAAGAAGCUAAGUCUUCCAAUGCCAAUUUGAGGGCUUCAAAGAUGACCUACACCUUAAAAAGGACACGGAAGGAAUCAUGGGUGAUUCCUUACCCAUGACUUGCAAUCGUAGAAUGCCAGAAAAAUGCAUGGUAUGGAUUUAAGCAAACAACUGGUUAUUUCACUGAGACCUCACAGCAGCAACUUCUAAGUCCUCAAUGGGGGUGAUGAAAAGUAGAGGCCAAUUGCAGUCUGGGGCUAAUAUUCACUGAAACCUUUAGGUGACUCACCCACGAAUGGAAUAUAGGUACUUUAAAGCCCUGGCACGGGACUCCUGCCAGUCACAACCAUCUGGAAAGACAGCCUGUUUUUAAGAAUGCCCCAACUAAAGUUUAGCUGGAACGUUGGGGGCCAGUUUUUUCUUUUCAGCUAGACCAAAUAGUUACUCAGGAUAUAAUGGUGUUAAGCUUUUAAAAGGCAAUGUCAUCUUCCAGUUUUCAAGCCACAAGUUUAGUACUAGCUUGGGCAGAAAGUGACAUCAUUUGUGUCUCACCUUUCAAACUUUACUAUCGUUCAUGUGAACCCUGUACUCAAUCCCAAAUGCCAGCUUAGGUGGCACCACUGCCAUUAUCAUUAUUUUAUUGAUCUACUAAAACCACCAUUACCUACCAAGUAUCCUGCCCUGUUAAAGGCUUGCACUAAGACCAAUCAUCCCACUUCCUUUGAUUUUUAGGUGCUAAUAUGAUUAGUCCAUCGAAUACCCAACUUGUCUUGAAAUGUUUUGAACAAUAAAAAAUUCACACCUUA